This is a messenger RNA of Triticum dicoccoides, 3206 nucleotides long. Its product is annotated as receptor-like protein 19. Gene Ontology annotation, molecular function: protein binding. Lineage: Eukaryota; Viridiplantae; Streptophyta; Magnoliopsida; Poales; Poaceae. The transcript has 2 exons. The record is from RefSeq and is a predicted model, not a curated record. Bases 7 to 3105 code for a protein of 1032 amino acids.
GCUGCAAUGCCUCGCACGACCACUCAUCACACCUCAUUAUUAGUGACCUUUGGUUUCCUUCUAGAAAUUCUGCUACUUCCACAUUGCAAUCAUGCCCUUUCAGCAAACAGCAGUGCCUUGCAGCAGGUCCCAGCACGAUGCCGCGAGGAUCAAGCUGCCGCACUCCUCCAGAUGAAGUGUUCCUUCAACUUCACCAGCGGCUACCAGCCGACCACCACGACAUUAUCAUCAUGGAGAGAGGGCACAGACUGCUGCCGCUGGGAGGGCGUUGGCUGUGAUAAUGUUACCGGGAGGAUCACCGCACUGGACCUCUCGGAGCGGAACCUACAACUCAGCGACCUUCACUCUUCCCUCUCCAGGCUUACCUCUCUCCAAUACCUCAACCUUGCCUUCAACAUGUUUACCAGCCCCCAGUUUCCGUUGUAUGGUUUAGAGAGCUUGACACAACUGACCUACCUCAACCUGUCACAUUUUUCUCAGGUCCCGGUGAAUAUUUCACGGCUCACCAACCUGGUCACCCUUGACCUUGGCAAUAUGGACAUGGAAUUUGAGCUCCAUCCAUCCACCAUAGUGGCCAACCAUAGCAAGCUGAAGGAGCUCCAUCUGGAUGGUGUUGCCAUAAACAGCACAAUACCAGAGUUCUUCAUGGCACUUGCCAACCACUGCCCUCUUCUUGAGAUCCUUAGCUUAGGCUGGUGUGGCCUCUCUGGUCCAAUCCACCCGUCCUUAUCAAGCAUCCACUCCCUAUCGGUGAUUGAUCUUCGUGAAAACCAUUUAACCGGUCCUCUGCCUGAUUUGUUCACUCCUUCCAAUUUCCCGUUUCUACGAGAACUUGUGCUCAGUAGUAACCUCUUCGAGCUUGGAACAUUCCCUCUUGGGAUCACUGGGCUAAAAAAUCUCAUGAUUCUCGACCUUUCGUACACGAACCUCUCUGGCGCCAUCCCUAUCUCCAUUGGGAACCUCACGUCGCUAACCGAAUUACACCUCAGUCGGAACAGCUUCUCCGGGGGGCUACCUAGGGCCCUCAGCAAUCUGACAAACUUGAUUAUACUGGACUGUGAGCAUUCUGGUUUGUCUGGAAAGAUUCCAUGGCUUACAAGCUUGACACGACUCGAAAGCGUAUCGCUCGCCAACAACAACUUCACAGGGCCGGUUCCUCUUGACGGACUCAUGUACCCAUAUCUCACAGAGCUGGAUUUAAGCAAUAAUUUACUCUCGGGGACAGUUCCAGCAUCCUUGUUCACUCAGCCAACAUUGCAGAAAUUGGACCUCCAAAUGAACCGGCUCUCUGGUGCUAUUGAGGAAUUCCAGGAUCCAUCAGCUAUGCUGAUCACUUCCGUUAAAUUGAACGACAAUCAACUGACAGGUGCAGUUCCAACUUCAUUUUCGUAUCUGACUGCUCUUCAGACUUUGCAACUUGACGACAACAAUUUCACGGGUACCUUGGAUCUAAACCCGUUCUUGAGGCUAAGGAACCUCACACAGAUAUCAGCCUCCAAUAACCAAUUGUUAUCUGCCUCCGGGGAUGGUAAUGAAGUCGAUGCUUAUAGUAAUAGUAGUCUUUCUACCCUGGACCUAGCAUACUGUAACCUAACAAGGUUGCCCCUUAUGGUUAGAUAUCUACCUGAACUAGAUGAUUUGGAUCUCUCUUCCAAUCAAAUUCAUGGGGAUAUACCUAGCUGGAUUUGGAGAAACAUGAGCUACUUGAACCUCUCUCACAACCACUUCACCACCGUGGGUCAGCCCCAACACGAUGUUAAUAUAAGGUUCUUCAUCGAUCUUAGCUUCAAUAAGCUCGGUGGCGUCGUGCCUUUCCCUUUAGGUGCGUUCGUUCUUGACUUCUCCAACAACAAAUUCUCGUCCAUCUCUCCAAGCAGUUUCCUCCAACAGUUUGAGGUCGCCCUGUCCGUCAACCUUGCGAACAAUGAACUGAGUGGGACUAUCCCCUACUCAGAAUGUCCGUGGGGCUACCGUCCACUCCAAAUACUCAACCUAUCCGGCAAUAAUCUCAGUGGGUUAGUGCCACCUUAUUUGCUCAAAGGUUGCCAUGAACUCGCUGUGUUGAACUUGAGGGGAAAUCGCCUUAACGGAACAUGGCCCGACGAUAUCGAUGAAUCAUGUAACCUGAGGCUGAUAGACUUACAUGGGAACCACAUCCAGGGGCGCCUGCCGAGAUCACUGGCUCGGUGCCAAUACUUGCUAGCUCUUGACAUUGGAGGGAACCGUUUCGUGGACUCAUUCCCUGUAUGGUUAGGUCAGCUACAGGAGCUUCAAAUACUUAUGUUGAGAUACAACAACUUUCAUGGCCCACUCAACAACCCUUCUCUUGUGCGGAACAACUCGACUGCUUGGUACUUCUCCCGUGUACAAAUUAUUGAUCUUGCAGGAAACGACUUCAGUGGCGAUCUACCACUAGAUUUCUUCAAGAGUUUCAAGUCCAUGGUUUGGGACCCGAAGGGGGUUGCAGACUAUGAUAAUACAGUUUAUGCGGAAGAUGGAAGAUCGAUUUAUCAGGUGGCGGUUGACGUGGCAAUGAAAGAACAAUACACAAGGGUGGAAAAGGUCACUGCUGACCUGGUGGUGAUUGACAUGUCGAGCAAUCGGUUCAGCGGCUUCAUCCCAAGAUCAAUCGGAAACCUCACAUUACUGCAUGUGGUAAACUUGUCACGCAAUGCCUUCAGUGGCAAGAUCCCACGCGAGCUCGGUCAGUUGGCCCGGAUGGAGUCACUGGACCUCUCAUGGAAUCAUCUCAUAGGGAAGAUUCCGCAGGAGCUGGCCACGUUGACGACCCUAGAGUGGUUCAACGUCUCCUACAAUGAUCUGAGUGGGAGGAUACCUUCAGGCAGCCAGUUUUCCACAUUCACCAGCAGCUCGUUCCAGGGCGGAAACAGAGGGUUGUAUGGAUGCCCACUUCUCGUGAAAUGUAACCUUACAUUUGUGCCUUCGCCAUCUUCGUCGCUCCCAACUCCCGUGCGAAAAGGAUCACUAUUUGAUGAUAUCGUGUUGUGGCUUUUGGUUGGUGUAGGCUUCGGAGUCGGAUUUGCGCUGACAAUUAUAUUGCAGGUUGUUUGCAGUGGUCGUCGCAAGAAAAUAGCACGCAGCUAGAUGAAGUAGUUGCCUAGUCAUUUUUAUUUAUUUUACAAUCAAGGAUGUGUGGUGCAAUUUCAUGAGUAUAUAAAUGCAUGCAAUAUGUACGAGUCUAAAGA